AGCAGCACAGAUCCUUUGCAAACAAACCGGCGCUUCAUGAGCAGGAGGAGAGGUCUGUGCUUCCAAGUGGAACAUUAUUGGAUGUUGAAAUCAGCUUCAGAGGCAUCAUCCUUGUGUCUUGUGCUCACUGACGUUGUUGGCUUUUGUGUAGCAGGUCGCUCAGAGUUGUGGUUGUUAAGUUGCAAGUCGUGCUGUUGAGAUUUUUAACAUGAGUAAGUUUGACGAUGAGCUGACUCAGAAGGAGCAGGGGUUGUUGAAAAUCCGUCGAGACAGCGACACCAAGGCUGCCGAACUGGUCAAGAUGGAGAAGAUGCUGCAGCAGACCAAGAACCUGUUGGACAAGAAGACAGAGUCUAGUUCAGACAGCAUGUGCUACCAGGAAAACAUGGUGGAGGACCUGGAGGAGAAAGUGCGCUCCAGCAGGCGACACAGGAGAAACUCCCUCCAUCACACGCAGAUGCUGGAGAGCCAGAUGAAGACGGUGAAGGGUGAGCUGGUGGGCACGCUGGACCACCUUCAGGAGCUGAGGAACGUCUUGCGCCGCUCGCAGCAGAAAGCAGAGGAGCGUAAAGCCGCGAUGGAGAAGCUGGCAGCGGGGAUGAGGUGAAGCAACAACGAGGUUUUGACCUUUUCAAGCUUCAACACACCAACUGAGUGUCUGACCUGACGCCCUACGCCCCAACGAAGUUUACAUCAAACACCUAUACUAGAAGAAAGAGACUUGAGCUGCUGUGUGAGGCCAUUGUUUGGCAUCCAAAGACUACAUUGAGAAGACUUGGUAUUUCACAACCUGCCUCUAAAAGUUUAAAGUAGCUUCUUCUUCCUUUUAUUCCCCAUUUUUGUCCCGCUCUUAUUAAUCCUCUGGAAGCAAACAGAGCGAUGAUUCUAAAUCUCUGCUGCUUAUAGCAAAAAACUGUUUAAAAAAGAUCUAUUACAUUAUGCAUACAGUUAGAGCUGCAACAAUUAAUCAAUUAGUUGUCAACU
This is a messenger RNA of Sebastes umbrosus (honeycomb rockfish), 984 nucleotides long. RefSeq lists its product as uncharacterized. The transcript has 2 exons. The record is from RefSeq and is a predicted model, not a curated record. Lineage: Eukaryota; Metazoa; Chordata; Actinopteri; Perciformes; Sebastidae. Bases 209 to 607 code for a protein of 132 amino acids.